AAGAGAUACCGAUCCGGCUCGCCUCCGUAGCCGGGCCGCUCCUCUCCUACGUGGGGGACGAAAAAGCUCAGUUAUAAUUGUUGCACGCCGCGAGGUGCAUCUCGGGGUCCCUCCGAUAAUUGUUACCUCCUUCCGCGUGGCUGACGGCGUUCCUCGACGCCGCGACGGACGCGUAUAUCGGACGACAGUGAGAAUCCGCGUUCGUCGCGUCCUCGACCGACCUCGUUAUCGACUAACCUCCUCCAUCUCGUCCGCGGCCGAGCGGCAGCCACAGAAAUUACUGUGAUUACCGGGAUAUACGAGGGCUCGUGGAGCACUCCGAGCGGACUGCCGCCGCUGCAGCCGAUGCACCUGCGGACGUCAUCCGGAAAGCGUCUCCCUGCACGCGCGGAUCCGAAGCUGCGGCUGAGUCACGAUCGUCGAAGGAGCGGCUGCUCGAGUCUCGCCGAUUCAGGAGAAUAGGAUAAUCCUUUAUCGCGGGUGGACUUUUUGGAAAAGUUCGCGGAUCUUCGGAGCGGAGAAGACGCGGAAAUGAAUUGCGCGUAUCAGUAUUCGCAUAACGGCCAUCCGCAAAAUGUGAUGAUGAUCACGCCGACGGCACCGCAGCAGGGUCUACAUCCCGCGCAGGAACCAGAGUAUCUCGAGGAUCAUCCGGGACUACGAGGCACACCUCUGGCCAUGCUGGCGGCGCAAUGCAACAAGCUAAGCAGUAAGAGUCCGCCGCCGCUGGCAGACGCAGCCGUGGGCAAGGGUUUCCAUCCCUGGAAGAAGAGUCCACAGAGCAGCGGCAGUUCGCCACAGCACACCGGCGGCGGGGGAGGCGGUGGUGGAGGUGGAGGAGGCGGUACCGGCGGGUGCACAACGACGGGAGUGAGCCAGAGACCGGCGGCGACGAGCAGCGCCGGCAGCACGACCGGUGGUUACGCCAGAGCACCGGUAACGUCUUGCGCCUCGACCGCGCCGCAGUAUGGUAGCGAACUGUAUUUUCCCGGAACGGCGAGCGCCCAACCGGCCGGCGACCCGCAUCAUCAUCAGAGUAGUCUUCUGGGCAAGGUCGAAGGCGCGACCCUGGGCUCGGUGUACGGCAGGCAUCCGUACGAGUCGUGGCCGUUCAACGCGAUGCCAGGCGCGACCCAUGGCGGAAUUAAAGCGAGCGACGGUUGGUGGGACGUGCACGGUGCCGCAACGGCCGGCGGAUGGCUGGACGUGAGCAGCACCGUCGGCGUCGGCGUUCACGCGGCGCAAAUGGCCAAUUACUCGGCCGACUACUCGACGAGUCUCGCGCUGGCCGGCAAUCACCUGCUGACCACGGCUACGACCGCCGGUCACAAUCUCCUGCAAGACACGUACAAGUCGAUGCUACCGGGCGGACCGCCCGGAUUCAGGCUCCAUCACCAUGCGGCCGCCACGGCCGGCGCCGGCGCCGGUGCCGGAAGCCCUCAGGGCAGCGGCGGCGGUGUCGGCGUCGGAGGCGCCGGCGUUAGUCAAGCGCCCUCACGCUCGCAAAGACGUUACACCGGGCGUGCCACCUGCGAUUGUCCGAAUUGUCAAGAAGCCGAGAGACUCGGUCCCGCCGGCGUGCACCUCAGGAAGAAGAACAUCCAUAGCUGUCACAUACCGGGUUGCGGCAAGGUCUACGGGAAAACGUCGCAUCUGAAGGCCCACUUGCGGUGGCACACUGCGGCACCUUCGAACCCACACCGGCGAAAAGAGAUUCGCCUGUCCGGUCUGCAACAAGCGGUUCAUGCGCAGCGACCAUCUCGCGAAGCACGUCAAGACCCACAGCAGCAGCAGCAGCAGCAGCGGCAGCAAGGGCAAGGGGGGAGCGGGGAGCUCGUCGGCCGAGUCCUGCUCCGACAGCGAGGACAACGGGAGUCAGCAGAGUCCCACUUCCAGCUCGGUGCCGCAGCCGCAGCCGCCGCAGCAGCCGCCGCCAGCUCAGGCCCAGCAGCAGCAGCAGCAGCAACAGCAGCAGCAGCAGCUGGCGGCGGUGGCGGCAGCGGCGGCGGCGGCAGCGGCGGCGGCGGUGGCGGCGGGCCAGGACACCAGCAACACCACCUCCCAGACCACCACCACCACUCUCGGCCAUCAGCCGACAACACCCAUGACUCCAAUACAGAUGACCCCACCGCCUCUGACCCCACACCAUCCCCACCACCCGCAUCUCCCACCUCUAAUGCACCAUCCUCAUCAUCACGCAACCUCCGUCCCGGCGGCCCACCACCCGCACGCGGGGAUGAGCAUGCACUGAGCCCGGUGGGGCCCGGAGCCGGUGCCUGCAGUACCACUGCCGCAACGGCCCUGGGCUCCCCCCUAUCCUACCCCCUCAACUUGAACCUCAUGCAAAAUCACUCGACCAUCAAUCCUACGACUCCCCAUCACCACCAUCAGCAACACCAGAAUCAUCACCAACACCAUCACCAUCACCAUCAUCAUCACCCAUCGCACCAACAGCAGCACUCGCGACAAAAUAACUCCUACUCUGUGCAACAGAAUCCUGGCACGCCGGGGACCGCGCAGACUCCCUCACCCUCGUCCCCCGCGCCUGUACAUAGUCUCUAAGCGGUUACGAGCGCACACUCGCGUCCAACAACCGGUCACAAUCCACCGCACGUCCGUCCGCCGCGCUCAUACACGCAGGCACGAAUGAUACAUACACGUAGACACGAGAAUAUACACGGAGAUACACACGAACUGGCUCCCCGUCCUGAUUCUGAAUACGGAGAUGGUCCUCGUAACGCACGCACGCGGAUAUUUCAGGAUUUUUUAUUUGUACAUAAUAUAUAUAUAUUUAUAUAUAGGUCGCGAAAGAGAGAGGAAGAGAGAGAAAUGAUAUUAUAUUAAUUAAGCGGUGUAAUGAUGUGUAAAAAAAAAAAUAACCCGUAUAAAUAUAUAAAUAUAUAAAUAUAAAUAUAUAUAUAUAUAUAUUAAAAACAAAAAAAUAUAUAUAUAUAUUAUACAUAAAGCACUGUCGCGUUGUACCAUACACCGACAAAACACUUCGCGCCCUGCCGACUCUUCUCUUCCGUUCAUUUUCGGAAGGCAAGAGAACGGAACGAAUUAAAGAGAAACAACCGUGGAGUAUGGACACGGACAGGUUCCAAACGAUUUCAUACCACACAGGGCCUUGAACAUUGUCUGAGAGAGAAAGUGAUUUUCCUUAGUGAAUUAAAAAUUUUUUCCAGGCAAUUUGUUGAUUACGUUUGGAACUUGGACUUGAACGAUAACCCAUAUCAGCCCACCCUUUGGAUGUAGUAUCGCACUAUUAUCAAUGAAUUAUUAUUAAUUAUUAUUAAUUAUUAAUUAUUACUAUUAACUCUUCUUUAUUACUGUAUUAUUAUAAAAAUUAUAAAUUCAUUUUAAAGUGAGAAAAAGGAAAUAAAUAAUGCUUUUGUGAAUAAUAAAGACUCUAUUCGACUUUCACUCCAUUCACGAAGCUCGUUCCCGCCGCCCAAUUGCCGACUUCCUCCUGUAAUCUAUGAAAAAGACAGUCCACGCUAGUUUCUACUCCUAGCUCGACCUUCGCUCUUGCUGCCGCUGAUUACUAAGGUGCAACCCAUGCGCGCGAGUCAGCCUGGAUUAAUUUACCUUCCUCGCCUGCUACUAAAAUGUGAUUCCUACGCAUGAGACGAAGUGAAAGUAAGUUUAUCAACAAUUGCUUUGUAAAUUAUACAACGUCGCGUGUUCGCCAAUAAUAAUUUUUAAUUUUGACACAUAGAUCUAAAUAUUCGCGAUGAAGAGUCGCGUAGGGAAUACCCUCAAUGUGCCCACAGGCUGACAGAGAACGACACUGAGCAGAGAGAACACGGCGCAGCACGAGCGGGACACGAGCUCCUGGGACGAUAUUAUCGCACGGGCCGUUAAAUCCCAGAUCCUACCAACCGUGAAAUGUCCCGUCAUAACAUCAGGCCUCCCCCACUUUGUCGUGCCACUUUAUUUUCCCGCUCCGGGAUUUUAUUCCGACCUUCGCUCCGUUCGGAGCGAUUCGCCGAUUACGCGGCGUCGGGCAUCGUUCUGGCAUCGCCUCGCGAGCGCAUCGGAAAUGCGUCCGAUACGUGCUUCAGCUCCUCGAUCUUAUUAGCGAGAAUGACUCGGCUCGCUUCUUUCGGGCCUAAACAGUGGAGUAGCCGCGUCACGCGAUCAUUAAGCUUCUAUAAAGUUGAUUCUCCCGAGCAUUCUGGCCGAUCAUAAUUGAUUACAACAUGCGCAACAUUCUUCAAACAAUGACGGCAGAAGCAAUCAUUCGUGUUACGAGACAAUUGCAUGUU
Molecule: messenger RNA, 4268 nt
Organism: Solenopsis invicta (red fire ant)
Lineage: Eukaryota; Metazoa; Arthropoda; Insecta; Hymenoptera; Formicidae
Gene: Sp1
Product: transcription factor Sp9
Biological process (GO): regulation of transcription by RNA polymerase II
Molecular function (GO): RNA polymerase II cis-regulatory region sequence-specific DNA binding; DNA-binding transcription factor activity, RNA polymerase II-specific
Source: RefSeq, a predicted model, not a curated record